GGCAAGUCCCCUUCUGAUGAAGCUAAAGGAAAGAAAUCUACAAGAUGGGAUAUUUCAUUCCGAUCUCUUGUCAUAGUUCCACACUUUUGUGGACGAUUCUUGCACUUGGAAUGAAAUGGAUAGAAGAGGCCCUGAGUUGCCCCACAGAAUGUACUUGUAACAAGUGGGAAGUGAACUGCACAGGAAAAAAAUUACACAACUUUCCAACCACAAUUCCUCUGACUACCAAAAAACUAAUUCUAGCACAGAAUAAUCUAACCAAUUUACCACUAUUAACCAUGAGUUAUAUCAAUGAACUAGUCCACCUCGAUUGCAGCCACAAUCUGAUAACAAUGGACUUGGAUUUCAGCUUUCCAGGAUUAGUCAAACUGACAUAUUUGGAUCUCAGUUUCAACAAGCUCUCUCACAUAACAUCCUUCACUUUUUCACAACUGAGUGAGCUGCUGCUCUUAAAUCUCUCUGGCAAUCCAUUGAUGGUGCAGAUUAUGGAACGGGCCUUUGAAAAGAACAGUCUUCUAAGAUAUAUAGAUGUGAGGGAUUGUGGCUUGUCUUACCUCAGUGCUGAAACAUUUCAAAAACUGUACAGACUUCGUAUUUUGGGAAUAAAAGGUAACCCCUGGAAUUGUGACUGCAAAUUUCUGACAUUCUCCAACUGGCUAACAAAUACUGAUAUUAAGUCCCCAGAUUUUGAGAAUACCACUUGCAGUAAACCAGAAAAAAUGCAGGGUCUUUCUCUCAUCAAGGCAAAAUUGGAGCUCCAUUACCUGUGCCUUCUGCACUUACAACUAGAAGAUUUCAUAUACAUCUGUCUAUUAACCUUCUGUGUCUUCUUGGGAGGAACUCUAGUGGCAUGGCUGGUUGGGUUUGGCACAGUGAUGUAUUACCAUCCUGUAAUGAGACUAUAUGAUGAACCAGAGGAUGAAGAGUACAGAAUGAUUUAACUUAUUGUUUUGGAGCUCUUCCAAGUGUCAACACCUAAUGUAGAUGCACCAAUAUUUUAGUCCCUUUGUUUCAUUGCAAAAUUCUUUAGUUGAAGUUUAAUUCUUUAACUCAUUUCAAGAGAAAGAUUUCAUUUUAUUUCAUUAUGAAUAAAAAUACCACCUUGAGGUAGGAAAUAGAAUGAUCGAAAAAGAGGAAUAUAUAUAUAUCAGAGAAACAAAAAUUUCUAAUGUGGAUGUAUGGGUGUGUCUUCCAAAAAUGAAAUAUUCCCAAGAAAAUGUAGAAGUAACAGAAUAGAGGGCAAGCAAGAAAAACCUCCUUUUUAUGUGAUUGGCUAUAAAAAGUUUGUCUCUGAACAGAGAUUUUGGUAGGAAUAAGCAAAAGCAGUCACUCAGGCCUCACUCAUGAAAACUGCACAAUGGAAAGAAUCCGAAAGAUUUUUUUUUUUUCCCAGUACUGGCAUUAAGAGAAGUUGAAAACAAUUACCCCCUCUCCUUUUUUUAAGCAUUUUGAGUUUCAGCCCAAGUCCAUUUCAACUGAAAAAAACAAUUAAUGUAAUGGAAAUGUGGUAAGAACGCAUGCCCCUCCCAAAUCCUUUUUACUAUGCCCCCCAAUCACAAGAAUAAAGCUCAGGAAAAGAAAUACUGAAACAAUGUUUCACUCAUGAACUUGAGCAAUCCUGGUCAUUGAGAAAACUGGAAACAUUGACUCAAGCCUACCUAUUCACUAAAGGAGGCAUGCUAGAGGCAACAGACAGAUUAAAGAUAACAGGAUAAAAUCAAUUACAUUUGCUUGACAGGAUUAAGACCAAGGGAAGCUGAUACUUAAGACCUAUCACAAGCCUUGUGAAGUAAAAUCAAUCAAAUAAUAAAAGCACACAAAGCAAGCCUCAAAAUUACAAAAUAUUGUAAACUGUAUAAAAAUCCUUGCUCUCAUCAAGCUAAUUUGUCAGCCACCUCAGAAACAUGCUGCUGCCAUUUUAG
Messenger RNA from Crotalus tigris (Tiger rattlesnake), 1922 nucleotides. RefSeq names its product leucine-rich repeat-containing protein 52-like. The record is from RefSeq and is a predicted model, not a curated record. NCBI's taxonomy places the organism in Eukaryota, Metazoa, Chordata, Lepidosauria, Squamata, Viperidae. Gene Ontology annotation, molecular function: transmembrane transporter binding; potassium channel activator activity; voltage-gated potassium channel activity. The transcript has 2 exons. Gene Ontology annotation, cellular component: voltage-gated potassium channel complex. The coding region runs from base 45 to 941 and encodes 298 amino acids.